Vanessa tameamea is the source of this 1225-nucleotide messenger RNA. Its product is annotated as short coiled-coil protein B. The record is from RefSeq and is a predicted model, not a curated record. The transcript is spliced from 2 exons. NCBI's taxonomy places the organism in Eukaryota, Metazoa, Arthropoda, Insecta, Lepidoptera, Nymphalidae. Bases 100 to 504 code for a protein of 134 amino acids. Gene Ontology annotation, cellular component: trans-Golgi network.
ACAAGUAGGUUCUUGUGUUGUCAAAGUAAUAAUCCAAACAUUUUAUCGAUUAUUACUGUGACCUUAAUUUAUGCUCGUUGUAGCCUGUAACAACCAGAAAUGUCUUCGUUAAUGCAAAAGUGUAAUGAUGACAAUAUCCCUUUAGCUGAUGAUGACCCACAAGUAAUAAUUUCAGAUGAUGUCGAUAAUAAUCGCUUGGAUCACGGUAGGUCUAUGGACUCUCUACCUAGCUCCUACACCGGAUCUUCGAGCCCUGGAUUAAAUGGCCCUGGUAGUUUUGAGCCAGACUCUGGAAUCGAUGAACAAGAAGAAAAAGCACGGCUGAUAUCGCAAGUCUUAGAACUUCAAAAUACAUUGGAUGAUUUGUCACAAAGAGUUGAUUCAGUGAAAGAAGAAAAUUUGAAAUUACGUUCGGAAAACCAGGUUUUAGGCCAAUACAUAGAAAAUUUAAUGUCUGCAUCAUCAGUAUUUCAGUCUACUACACCAAAUGUGCAUAAAAAGUAAAUUAUUAAUCUGGCACUAAUUAUUUGCCUUGGUAUAUAGAAAGACUGAGAAGGAAAAUGCUUACAGAAUUAAACCUUUAUAAUAAUUGGGAUAAAUAAUUAUUCAUUUGAUAUUUUAAUAAUAUUUUUAUUUUAUUUAAAGUAAACUUAUAAAAAAAAGAAAAUUGAAAAGAAAAAAUACAACAAAAAAAGAAAUGAGCUACCAGUGAAUUUUACCUGUAAGAUAACAUUUUCCUUUUUCAUCUCGGCUAAUGUUAUUCACCUAGUUGUAAAUGUGGCACUUACCAGCUUGACAAUGCUGCCAAUAUUAAAAAGCUACAGUGUGUGUGGUGCUGAAAAAGGCUUUGUUUUUAAAAGCAGUGCUAUUAUAAAUUGAAAAUUUGUAUAAAAUAGGGUAAUUGUUUAAGUAACACUAUAUUUAUAUUAACUUUGUAAUUAUAUUUUUAUUUUCUUCUAGAACAUUUUUGUGACUAUGCUUUAGUGUAAAAUACCUUUAUCGAUGCAUUAAAAUCCUAUAGUUAAAUUAGAUAGAUAUAUUUAUAGCUUAAAAAUGUUUAAGACCAAUUAACAUUCUUCUAUAUUACAAUAAUACACUUUAAUAUACAUUCCACUCACAAAUUGUUUUAAUAUAAAAGCUCUCUUAAUAAAAUGAAAUCUCAAAAAUCAUGUAUAAUUCUACUAUUGUUUAAUCUAAUAGCUUUUAAAUAUAUUUAUUAACAAUA